CCGCGGUCUCUUCCCACACACUCAUAGUGCUAUAAAAUCCACAGAGAGGAACGAGGACUCACUUUCUCCAGACCUUUGAAACACCAAGGAUGGGAACCCCAGCUCCCGGAGGCUUCCUCCUGCUGCUCUUGGUCGCACUGACUCCAACUCUGGCCCAAACCGGGUCACACUCGCUAAGCUAUCUUGACAUCGCUAUGUCCAGACCUGGCCUGGAGCCCCUGUACAUCUUCACUGGCUACGUGGAUGACACGCAGUUUGUGCACUUCGACAGCGAUGCGCAGAGUCAGAGAUUGGAGCCAAGGGGUCCGUGGGUGGAGAAGUUACCGCCAGAGUAUUGGGAGCAAUGGACGCAGACAGUCAAGAUCCGCAAACAUUUUGCCCCAGUUCUCCUACAGGCCGCUGCCAAAGAAUACAACCUGAGCCAGGACGUCUCUCACACUUUCCAGUGCUUGGAUGGCUGUGUCAUUGGGCGGGAUAGGCGCUUCCUACGAGGGUACAGUCGGCACGCCUUUGAUGGCCAGGAUUACGUUGCUCUGAACGACGACCUGAAAACAUGGAGAGUGGCUGACUCAGCGCCUCAGAUCACCGGGCAAACCUGGAAGAAGACUGUUUCGGCAGAGUCCCGCGGGACUUUCCUUGAGGUGGAAUGCGUCCGGAUUCUCCUCAGCUUCCUGGAGGCGGGCAAAGAGAUACUGUUGCGCACAGAUCCCCCAAAGGCACAUGUGACUCAUUAUCCCAGACCUGAAGGGGAUGUCACCCUGAGGUGCUGGGCUCUGGGUUUCUAUCCUUCGGAGAUCACCCUGACCUGGCAAAGAGAUGGGGAGGACCAGACCCAGGACAUGGAGUUGGUGGAGACCAGACCAGCAGGAGAUGGAACGUUCCAGAAGUGGGCAGCUGUGGUGGUGCCUUCUGGGGAAGAGAAAAGAUACACAUGCCACGUGGUCCAUAAGGGACUACCCAAGCCUCUUAUUCUGAAAUGGGAGACACCUCAGCCCACCACCCCCAUCGUGGGAAUCACUGCUGGUCUGAUUCUCCUUGGGGUUGUGGUCACUGGAGCUGUGGCUGCCACUGUGAUGAGGAAGAAGAGGAGCAGAGGAUCUCAUACCGUAUCCCAGGCAGGCUUUGAGCUCACUAUGUAGCUGUGAUGGCUAACCUUCAUCCGCUUCACUGGGUUUAGAAUCUCAUAGGAAAUGCAUCCAUAAUAUACUGUGAGAGGUUUCCAGACAGGAUGAACUGAAGAAGGAAAACUUACUCCGAAUUUGGUUGGUACCAUCCAUAGCCAGGGAUCCCAGACUGAAUAAAACAGGAAAACUGAGAAAAUCAGAUGAGAGCCAGUUUUCUACCUGAUUCCCCAUCAGUGGAGAUGUGAGAAGUCUCAGUCAGUGUCUCUAAUGCCAUGAGCUCUAUCACUCCUAUGCCAAGGUGGUCUGUACUUCAGUUACAAACCAAAAUAAACUCUUCAGGUGCUCUGUCUGGCCUUUGUCACAACAGUGAGAAAAGUAAGUAAUGCAGAAACCCAGGCUGGCCUCCAAGUUCCAGCGAUGUGGGGGUUAUAGGUUUGGACUACCACAUCUGGCUCCCGAAAUCAUUUGUGUAACAAGAUAUAAUGGAUACACAGCCCAGUAGUUCCCUGUCUACAUCAGUCUUUCUAAGUGAUCUCAACAGCAGCAGCUUCUGUUCCAAGUCUAGAAUUUCAGAUCACUGUCAGACUUCCUGAAUUUUGUUGAGAUAUCUAGAAAACGCUUGUACAUAGUGAAACCUGGGGCUUCCUGGUCUAUGGGCCUUCAAGACUUACGGCUUUCUCAUGUAUCUGGAAGUGUUUCCCUCAGUGUUUUCUUCUAGCAGUUUCAAAAUUUUGUUACAUUAAAUUCUUGGCCUGUUUUCAAUUUACAAAAAUAAAUAAAAACAAAAACAGGGUAAUAGCAAUGCAGUGUUAUUUUUCUACUGUUUACUGAAAAAGUUUGUUUUUUCAAUGUAUUUUUUGAUACUGUUGUUGAAAAUCAAGUGGCUAUAAGCAGGGUUUAUUUCUGCAUCCUCACCUCUUUUAUUGGCCAAUAUGUCUGUUUCUAUGCCUGUACCAUGCUGGUUUUGUUAAUUUGAGAUAGGUACUGCAAUUCUUCCGGCAUUGCUCUUUCUGCCAACAACUACUUUGGCUUUUCUCCUUCCAUCUGAGUUUUAGCAUUACUUUCUCUCAUUCUUUGAAAAAUGUCAUUGAGAUUUUUGUGGGACUUAACACUGAAUUUCUAGAUUGCUUUCAGAAUUACAGUCAAAUUCAGAAUAUUAAUUCUGUAUAUUCAUGAAAAUCUUCUAGUACAUAUCUGUUUGUUCACAAAGGGUCUUACAGUGCCUUCCUACAUUUCUUUCUAACUGUUUUCUGUUUGUUUGCUUGUUUAUGUAGAACAGAUUGGCCCCAAAGAUUUUGCUUUCUGAGUUCUGGAUUAGAGCUGAGUCACCAGGUCCAGUCUUCUUUGGUACCUACAGUUUUACUUAUAGAUACCUUUAACCUCUUGAUUUAGGUUUAUUCCUAGGUAUUUAGUACUUUUUCAUAGCAGCUCUGAAUGAGAUUGCUUUCCCAAUCUUUCUCACUCUGUUCCCUGUUACUUUACUGAAAGUAUUUUAUGCAAUUUCAAAUAUAAGAACAUGUCAUCUAUAAAUAAAGAUCAUUUGAUGUCUUCCUUUA
Molecule: messenger RNA, 2680 nt
Organism: Myodes glareolus (Bank vole)
Lineage: Eukaryota; Metazoa; Chordata; Mammalia; Rodentia; Cricetidae
Source: RefSeq, a predicted model, not a curated record